GUCAGAAGUUCUCCCGACUCGCAUCAAACAGAACACCUCUACAUCAGAACCUGCGUCCUUUUCAGCCGCACAGCUAUCCGUCUUGGCAUCAUCCAUCUUAUCUCAUUCUGUCAGCUACAAACUACACCCAGGACACGGAACGUGUUUUCCCACCACGCACUCACCCGGGCGAACCCGUGUCCCGAAACGCGCGCACCCCGAGCUCCAGGCGGGACUUCCUUUCUUCAGCGGAUACGACAGUGGGGUAAACUGGCAGAACGGUCGGUCGAGUUGUCACCGGUACGUCCGUACCCUUCUGGACAACAGACAACCUGGUUAACGACGCCGCUGUCGCCGAAGCUCGCUAGAUGCGCCUCCUCCCCGGCUAUGCUGCCCUGAGAGUCACCGCCUCGCCAAAAUGUCUGAUGUCAACAAGACUGUUCAGAAAUGGCAGGCCAGUUUUAAGAAAGGCACAGACUUUGACUCGUGGGGACAAUUAGUGGAGGCUAUAGAUGAGUACCAAAUUCUAGCGAGACAACUGCAAAAAGAGGUCCAGUCAACAAAUUCAUCAGACUUCACGGAGGAACAAAAGAAAACCUUAGGCAAGAUUGCAACAUGUCUGGAGAUGAGGAGUGCCAGUUUGCAGUGCACUCAGUCUAAGGAGGAGUUGAAAUUAGAAGACCUCAAAAAACUGGAAACCAUAAUUAAGAAUAUACUUUCCUACAACAAAGAAUUUCCCUUUGAUGUCCAGCCGGUGCCCUUAAGGAAAAUCCUUGCUCCAGGUGAAGAGGAGAACCUUGAAGUAGAAGAGGAGGAGGAUGCUGCAGCAGGAGCAGGUUCAGCAGAAACUUUUCUACCACGAGCUCCUGCUUUGCAAGGUACCUUGUUGCCACGGUUACCUUCAGAGCCUGGGAUGACACUACUCACAAUAAAGAUAGCAAAAAUUGGGUUGAAGGAUGCCGGGCAGUGCAUUGAUCCAUACAUGACCAUUAGUGUUAAAGAUUCAAAUGGUGUCGAUUUGAACCCAGUACAGGACACCCCUGUGGCCACCAGAAAGGAAGACACCUACGUUCACUUCAGUGUUGAUGUAGAGAUCCAAAGACACGUGGAGAAAUUGCCAAAAGGAGCAGCUAUCUUUUUUGAAUUCAAGCACUACAAACCCAAAAAGAGGUUCACCAGCACGAAAUGUUUUGCCUUCAUGGAAAUGGACGAAAUCAAACCUGGACCGAUUGUAAUUGAAUUGUACAAGAAGCCCACAGACUUUAAAAGGAAGAAACUGCAGCUUCUCACAAAGAAACCGCUUUAUCUCCAUCUUCAUCAGACAUUACAUAAGGACAGCUAAGUCACAGCACACCUGAAUAUUCACCUCUUUAAACCUCUCUCAUCCAUAUCCAGCAAAAUGUGGUGUACCCUCUCAUCACAUUCAGCAAUACUAAAUUAAGGCUGUGGUAUUUUUUCCAUACCUUAGUCACUUUAAUUUACACUCAGAUUUUUAUAUUUUUGAUUUUAUUCAAAAGUGCAUUUCAAAACCCCCAAAACGUUUUUCAUAACUGGAUGGUUUUCAUAAUGCAGCAAUACCAUGUUGAAACAGUUAAACUUCCUCAUCUUUAGUCUUCCAUGGCUCACUGAUUUUGGGAAACGAGGACACAAGUCACUGUAGCUGCUUAACUGGAGCUGAGGUCUUUACAGUUUGGCUCGUCAUAUCUAUGCUGUUGGACUUUGGACUGUCAGGCAAAAGUCAGCAACAUGUUAACCCGUCAACAUUUAACUCCUGCUUUUACUGCAAGAGACUAAAAACCUGGAAGCAUUUUGUUUGUUGGACCACAUGGUGAUUAUGAAGUAUGUGCCUCUACAAACGCAAAAUGCUAUGUGUGCAUUCUUAUAGUUUGCUGCUAGUACUGCUUCUGUGGUAUUGGUAUCUUAAAAAUUGUUUACACUGUUUGAGGUUUUGUGCUUUUUAACAUUGUUUGAUUAUUGCCGCUGCCGUUUACAAUACAGUGGCAGGUCAUCUUCCACUCUUAUUUUACCAGGAAAAGCAAGAAUCUCUUUUCCAAGAACGUCCUGGUCAAAACAGACAGCAGCACAAAAUGUGUGUGUGUGUGUGUGUGUGUGUGUGUGUGUGUGUGUGCGUGCGUGCGUGCGUGCGUGCGUGCGUGCGUGCGUGCGUGCGUGCGUGCGUGCGUGCGUGCGUGCGUGCGUGCGUGCGUGCGUGCGUGCGUGCGUGCGUGUGUGUGAGUGACCACAUUUCGUGGCCUUGUUAAGGAAGUAAUGGCAAAUUCACCAAGGCUAUUCCCUACAUGAACUGAACGCAAAACAGCCUCUAUUUUUUUGGACUACAAAGAGCAUUAUUUGGGGGUCAUUCCAGGAUUAGAGGACAUUUGGGCUUCAAAAUUAUUGAAAAAUAAACCUUCUCUUUUACAAUUUUCUGCUACGUAUUUAUCAAUAAUAAUAGCCUUUGAUAAUAAACUAUCAAAGGCUUGAUUGGCUCAGCUUACAAUAAUUAUUAUUUAAAAUAUUAUAUUGAUUAAAACAAAGUUCCCGCAAUUACGAGAGACAUCAAUGAAAAAUAUAAUACCAGAAAAAGGAGGUAAAAUUUUUAUUUUAACUGUUGUAUUUGAAAUUCAGUUUGGUCAUCAGGGGGGUGGGACAAGAGAAAAUGUCAUUUUAGGGGGAACUCCAGACUUAUUUUACAUUUUAAAAAACAUUUUCAAACAUUCUUUUCUCCUAGUUUUUUUUUUUUUUUUUUUAGAUUUGGUCUUAAGACAAGUAAAUUUACACAAGUGCAUGUUUCAGUAUUUUGUACAUCGAUUCUUUGAAAGUUGAUGGGUAGGACGUACGAUGUCCUCCAAUUCCAGAAUGACCCAUAGAUAUUUCAGGAUGGUUUACAGAGUCUCAUAAACUGGAAGGGCACUUAGCACAUUCUCCACCAAGGCUAAUAUGCUAUUUGCAGUUCUAAUGAAUGGGUUCUGGUUCUGCACUAGAAUGUAAUGGGUUCUCUCUUUGCUCAUGAGCCACUUCUCCACCAAAUUUCAUGAAAUUCAACUUUGUAAUUUUUGGAGUUCUUGCAGACAAAUAAAUGGUAAUGAUCACACAGCCCUGCCUUGACAGAGGAAUGAAGAUGAACCACAUAACAUUUAACAUUGUGAAUUAUAAAACUAUUAAGUUCAUACUGUUUGGCAGUUAAUUUUUUUUAUUUUUGUGAAAAGGGUCUAGGAAUGUAAUUUUUGGUAUUCUUACUACGUGCCUGUCAUGUAUUCCAUCUCACCAUUUCACAUUUAUAGUUUCUGUUUUAUAACAACUUUGAAGAUGAAUGUCUUUUAUUUAAAGGAAUAGUUUGUGUGCUUUGUCACUGAGAGUUAUAGAAGUGGAUUAAUAUCAACCUCACAGCUGAGGAGAAAUGAAAUCUGCCUAACAGCACCUGUGAAGCUCAGUAAUUAACAUGAUGUACAGUACCAGUCAAAAGUGUGGACACACCGUUUGGUGGUUUUUCUUUAUUUUAAUUAUUUUCUACAUUGUAGAUUAAUACUGAAGACAUCAAAACUAUGGAAGAACACAUGGAAUUAUGUUAAAAAGUUUUAAACAAACCAGAAUGUGUUUUAUAUUUUAGAUUCUUCAAAGUAGCCACCCUUUGCUUUGAUUGCCUAGUGAGGAAUAGUGAGGAAUAAAUUAAUGGAAUGGAACAUGGCCAUUUGGUGAUGAUGGUAUUAAUGAUUACUUCACACUUCAGUCACUGUACACUGGCCAUCAGGCAUUCUGGACCUUCCACUGCUACUGCUGCUACUGCUUUGCACACUCUUGGCAUUUUCUCAAUGACCUUUAUGAGGUAGUCAGCUGAAAUGGUUUUCACUUCACAGAUUCCUUACAACAACAACAAAAAAUUGAAUGAGAAGGUGUGUUCAAACUUUUGGCAAGUAGUGUAUCUUUUCCCUGGAAAAUUGAACUGCAGUAUAUCCGUUUAGAAAGUUGUUAAUAUUAUUGUGAUAUCAAAACUAAAGAGCUAUGUUCAGAUAACUUUUAAUGGUAUCACAAAGAAGAAGAUUGUACAAAUCCAGUCAUUGCAGUGGUACACUACAGACCGUAAAGUGGAUUAUUAUUAUUAUUUUUUUUUUUUUUAAAGUUAUUUUUUUUUGGCCUUUUAUUAGAUAGGCGCAGUGAGAGAGAGAGAGACAGGAAACAGGGGAGAAGAGUCGGGGGAAGACAUGCAGCAAAGGGCCGCGAGCGGGAAUCGAACCCGGGCCAGCUGCGUCGGGGACCAGCCCUGUACAUGGGUCACCCACUCAACGCGUUGAGCUAUACGGGCACCCCGUAAAGUGGAUUAUUAAUUUAAAAGAUGCAGUUAUAUGUUCAAUUUAACAUUUACAUUUGCAUCUACAGUUUAACAGUGAGUUAAAAUACAUACAUGUAAAGUUAUAAUAAAAGAUAACAUUUAUGAUGAUGAUGAAGACAGAUUUAAAGACGUCUAUUUGUUUUAGCCCAGAAUUAAUACGACUAUGACCGAAGAGGAAGUUAAGGUCUCCACCAUUCAGACAAUUGCUGCACAUCACUGUCACUACUGCAGUGUGGAUAUAACCUGAGGUGUUUAAAUACUGAUGCAGAAUGUUUUAUAAAUGUAUAAAGAGUAAAAUGGUUGAAUUAUGCUGAUGUGUAUUCUGUGUGAGCCUGUCUUUUAAUUUGUUUUUUUUAAAGCAUAAAAUACAAUGUUAAAUCACACAAACUAUUUAUUACCUGCCAGGAAUAGACUUUGAAUCCACUGUUACUUUGCAGAUCAAAUGAUUUCUGUAUUCAGUUAUCUGAAUGAAAUUCUUGCAUGGGACUGUUUAAAAGAUAAAUCUUUAUUGCUCUUGGA
This is a messenger RNA of Amphiprion ocellaris (clown anemonefish), 4825 nucleotides long. It is a transcript of the gene aida, whose product is annotated as axin interactor, dorsalization associated. The transcript is spliced from 12 exons. The record is from RefSeq and is a predicted model, not a curated record. Gene Ontology annotation, biological process: determination of ventral identity. Gene Ontology annotation, molecular function: phosphatidylinositol binding. Gene Ontology annotation, cellular component: membrane. The coding region runs from base 398 to 1321 and encodes 307 amino acids. NCBI's taxonomy places the organism in Eukaryota, Metazoa, Chordata, Actinopteri, Pomacentridae.